ACCACGGGGGCGCGCGCCGGCUUCUGACUGGAGGCCGCGGCAGCCGAGGCGCGAGCUGCCCGAUAAUGGCGGCUUGCGGAGCUCACGAGAGGGAGAAGCGGCGGCGGCUGCCCUGAGAAACCUCGACCUUGAAGAUGGUGAGUAGCCAGCCCAAGUACGAUCUAAUACGGGAGGUAGGCCGAGGUAGUUACGGUGUUGUGUAUGAAGCAGUCAUCAGAAAGACCUCUGCAAGAGUAGCAGUGAAGAAAAUCCGAUGCCACGCACCUGAAAAUGUUGAACUAGCCCUUCGAGAGUUCUGGGCACUAAGCAGUAUCAAGAGCCAGCACCCAAAUGUGAUUCACUUGGAAGAGUGCAUUCUGCAAAAAGAUGGGAUGGUGCAAAAGAUGUCCCACGGCUCUAAUUCUUCCCUUUAUUUACAGCUUGUAGAGACUUCAUUAAAAGGAGAAAUUGCCUUUGAUCCCAGAAGCGCCUAUUAUUUGUGGUUUGUGAUGGAUUUUUGUGACGGAGGAGACAUGAAUGAGUAUCUGUUAUCCAGGAAGCCCAAUCGAAAGACUAACACCAGCUUUAUGCUUCAGCUCAGCAGUGCUCUGGCUUUCUUGCACAAAAACCAGAUCAUCCACCGAGACCUGAAGCCUGAUAACAUCCUGAUUUCUCAAAGCAGGCUGGAUACCAGUGACUUGGAACCUACACUGAAAGUGGCCGAUUUUGGUCUAAGUAAAGUGUGUUCAGCAUCUGGGCAGAACCCAGAAGAACCUGUCAGUGUAAACAAGUGUUUCCUUUCGACGGCAUGUGGAACGGAUUUCUACAUGGCUCCUGAAGUAUGGGAAGGACACUAUACAGCCAAAGCUGACAUUUUUGCUCUGGGAAUUAUCAUCUGGGCGAUGCUGGAGAGGAUCACCUUCAUAGACACAGAGACAAAGAAGGAGCUCCUAGGGAGCUAUGUAAAGCAGGGGACCGAAAUCGUGCCUGUUGGGGAGGCACUUCUGGAAAAUCCCAAGAUGGAACUUCUCAUCCCUGUGAAGAAAAAGUCUAUGAACGGGCGAAUGAAACAACUGAUUAAGGAAAUGCUGGCUGCAAACCCUCAGGAUCGUCCGGAUGCGUUUGAACUAGAACUCAGAUUAGUCCAAAUUGCAUUUAAAGACAGCAGCUGGGAAACGUGACCUCCUGCUUGCAGGCAUCUUCGAUGACGUGCUGCUUCUGAUUCAACAGUGACUCGACAUUGUGUGGCCGAAAAGAAGACGAAAGUUAGACUCCACCCUCAAGGGUUAGGUUUUACUGUGGGGUAAUUUUUUUCUCUCGUUUUUCUUACUCCAUGCAGGCCAUUUUAUUGUAUGUUUUGAAUGUGUAUUACCAAUGUGGGUGUAAAAAAUUUUUUUUUAAUGAUCAUUGGUAAAAGUUUGGCAGAAAAAAAUUCUCUUAAGAGCCAAGCAGAGAAGAAAGUCCAAUUUUCUGGAAAUAUGUCUUUAAGUAUUUUAGACAUUCCUUGUCAGUAUUAGGCAUUUCCAUGGAAGAAGAGGUUUGCAUGCUGGUAAUGCGACCUUUGAAGCUUUGUAAAGGAAACAUAUAUGUAUAUAUUUAUGUAUAUGUAAGUAUGUGAAUGUGUGCAUUUUGCAUUCCACAUGAAGAAAAUGCCACUUCUGUUUAAAUUAUUUGAUAGAGGUUUGGGUUUUUGAGGUUUGCUGGUGAAAUUGAUGAUGAAAACUACACAAAACCACCUUCAUCUUCUCCCUGCCCCUGCUGCUGCGGGAAACAUGCUAAGGGUGUUUGUUCGCUGUUUUGUUUUCUUUUCCCGGUAUACAUCUCCUUUUAAAGGCAUCAUUUAAAGGGUCUAAAAUGGCUGAUUAAACAUAAUUGAAGCUAAGCUGUCCGAGCUGCUGGAGCACGUCUGAGCUCUCCAGGGUCCUGUAGCUCUUGGAGUUGAAUUAGUCAUUCAGUCACAUGGUAGAAGGUCAACAAGGAUGCCCGGUGGCCCAGUCAGACCUUUAGGUAACCGAGCGUUUGUCUAAUUAAACCACUGCAUUGGGACGUUGUGUGCGCUUAAGCAUCGGCCGUGACCUGAGGAUGGUAUUCUUCUGUUCUAAAAACAUUGCUUUCCAUGACUGUAAUACUUGAUGUAUUAAUUUCGAGUUUUAAGACUUGUACUAAGUCUCAGCAUAAAGUUGAAGAAACCAAAUGAGCUCACCCUCAAGUUGCUGGCCCUGAUGUGGCUUCCUGUUGGAUCACUGGAGUCCCUGUCACUUUGGCACUGAUGCUGUUUUCUCUUGUCUCCUGUGAGACAAUAAUGGGACUGGUAAUCACUGUCAUAAAUAUUGGUUGCUCUUUUCCAAAGUGAGAGAUGAUGCAUCCCGAGUUUGGCAAAUGGAUAAAAUUCUAUGCCAUCAACUGCUUUCGAGUAGUUUCAUGUGGUCACCUGGCAUUGUCUGUGAGAAAGCAAGAGACUCCCAACUCCUCCUGAAGUGAAAUUCUAACUGCAUGCUUGUCUCCAGAUUGUUCAUGCUAAUGCAGGAAACUGAGGAAAAGAGUCUUUCCUGAACUAGAGUACCAGUUUGAGAUGAAUCAGAUCCUACUACCCUUGUAUCUAGAUGAAGCUUUAUGAAGCACUAGACCCCACUUCCGGGGCUGGGGUAGAACCUUGGGGCUUGGGCAUAUUAGGGAAGCAGUCUGACACUGACCCCUCUGGGAUCUUUAUAAAGCACUAAGAUGCAAAAGUCAAAAGAGUACCAGCAUGUUGCCAUCAUCAGCAGGUCUCAUUGUCUCUUCAACUCUUGAGCCUCCACGCCUUCACGGUAGGGCAGGAGCAGCUCAGUGGAGAACACUUGCCUGGCAUGUCCGAGGCCCUGGAUUCAGUCCCUAGCACCAUACAAAUCAGUAAGUCAAUAAAUAAAAUGUGUUCAGAGGGUAAUAAAAGAUAAAACACCAAAAAAUGGAACAUGUAAAACUUCUAGACUGAUUUAUUCUGGAAGUUUAAAAACAUGAACUGAAAGGCUUUAUUAAAAUCUCAUAAAUGAAAAAAAAAAGGCACAUACACCUAAUAUCACUUGCAGACUUAACUAAAAGAAUUCUAUCUGAAAGAGAAGUGUAUU
Molecule: messenger RNA, 3083 nt
Organism: Peromyscus californicus insignis
Lineage: Eukaryota; Metazoa; Chordata; Mammalia; Rodentia; Cricetidae
Gene: Pdik1l
Product: PDLIM1 interacting kinase 1 like
Exons: 3
Coding region: 135-1160 (341 amino acids)
Biological process (GO): protein phosphorylation
Molecular function (GO): protein kinase activity; ATP binding
Source: RefSeq, a predicted model, not a curated record